AUGUUUCAACCAAAACGCAUAUACUCCUUCCUACUACCCAUCGCCUUGAAAGCGAGUGCACUUAUCUUUCUCGUUAUUCUCUGUUACCAAGCGUUUACUAUUUACAGGGACAGCGAAGAAAGCUGGCAACCUCAAUUCCCAUUUCGUCGCCAGCAAGACUUUACUUCAUUAAUCAAACCUCAUGGAGGAGACAGAUGUCUUCCGCCAUCGCUCCCCGAUAUUCCUCACGACGCAAAGAUUUUACGAAAUGCUUGCAAACAAGUAUGGUCGCACCCCGAGUCGCCCCUUCGGAUCGGCAGAGUCUCUGCCCAUUUUGGGGAUGUUCAAGAACAUUACCAAAAGGCGUUGCAUACCCACGCGCUGCACAGCGUAAUCCACAACAAUCGUCUCGACGUUAUGUGUUCUCCCAUGGUUGACUCACUCUGGAACAAGCCGGCAUUCAUUCUUUCUCUGCUAUUGGAUGAGAUGUUGAAGCCUCCUUCUAAACGCCUGGAGUGGUUCUUCUGGGUAGAUAGAGAUACUCUAAUACUCGAUCAAUGUCGCCCUAUAUCGAGCUUCCUUCCCUUUGAAGAGCCAGCCCUUGACGAGGAGACUAGUGAAGGUAACGACAGCGACGAAGAAGCCGCAGAGAAAGUCGGUGGAGAAAAACAUCUCAUAGUAACAAAUGACUGGAACGGGUUGAACAACGGCGUCUUCCUAGUACGUGUCAAUCAAUGGGCCGUCGACCUUUUCAGCGACAUAAACGCCUUCCGAUAUUACAGACCGAAUGUUUCACUUCCUUUUACGGAACAAAGCGCCAUGGAGAUCGUCAUGAAGGAGCCCAAAUUUGAGCCUAACGUCCAGGUUGUCCCACAAUACUGGUUCAACGCCUAUCCUAAGGCCUCACCAGGCGACUUUGAGACCAAGACGGACAUGGAAGGCUUAAAACCCUACCAUGCCCGUAGGGGAGAUUUCCUCCUUCACUUUGCAGGACGCGGGGGAAGAGAUAAGCUUAUCAAUGAAUGGACGGACAUGCUAGUUCCUAGAGGUGGCUUGUGGCUGCCUGAAGAGGUUCAGCGAGACAACACCAGGGGAAUUAGUAACUUUUGGUCUCGGUUCGGAUAG
Fusarium coffeatum is the source of this 1104-nucleotide messenger RNA. RefSeq lists its product as uncharacterized. Gene Ontology annotation, biological process: protein N-linked glycosylation. The record is from RefSeq and is a predicted model, not a curated record. Bases 1 to 1104 code for a protein of 367 amino acids. NCBI's taxonomy places the organism in Eukaryota, Fungi, Ascomycota, Sordariomycetes, Hypocreales, Nectriaceae. Gene Ontology annotation, molecular function: glycosyltransferase activity. The transcript has a single exon. Gene Ontology annotation, cellular component: Golgi membrane.